Messenger RNA from Orbicella faveolata, 823 nucleotides. Its product is annotated as glia maturation factor beta-like. NCBI's taxonomy places the organism in Eukaryota, Metazoa, Cnidaria, Anthozoa, Scleractinia, Merulinidae. Gene Ontology annotation, molecular function: Arp2/3 complex binding; actin binding. Gene Ontology annotation, biological process: negative regulation of Arp2/3 complex-mediated actin nucleation; actin filament debranching. The record is from RefSeq and is a predicted model, not a curated record. Gene Ontology annotation, cellular component: cortical actin cytoskeleton.
AGUCUUUAGCAUGUGCGUGGAUUGCGUGGAUGCACAGCGCUUGGGCCACUUGACGGAAACAGGACAUUAUGAGUGCUGACCUUGAAAUCUGUGACAUUGACCCUGUGGUUAGAGAGAAAGGAAAAGCAUUUCGCUUUCGGAAGACCCAGACAACAACCACAGCUGCUAUAGUUUUGAAGAUCGACAUGGAGAAAUUGCUUAUAGUUUUAGAUGAGGAAUAUGAGGAUAUUUCUAUCGAUGAUCUUAGAGAGGAACUACCUGCACAUCAGCCACGCUAUGUGUUGUACAGUUAUGUCCAAAAACAUGAUGAUGGAAGAGUAUCAUGUCCUCUCAUUUUUAUUUUCAUCUCUCCUCAAGGUUGCAAACCAGAACUGCAAAUGACAUACUCUGGUUCCAAGAAUUCCCUUGUUAAAGAACUUCAGAUACCCAAGGUUUUUGAGUUAAGGUCUGUAGAAGAAAUGACUGAGGAAUGGCUACUUGAGAAACUCAAGUUUUUCCGUUAAACUACCACAUUUAAGAUGGCUGGCAGCAAUGAUUAUUAGAACCAUUAUUCAGCAUUUCUUUGUUUGAUACUUUAGAUCAAUACUAUGACUCCUUAUCAGUAGUAGUACAAUAAUAUUAUUACUAUCAUUAGCAAUGGUUUGAAAAAAAUUCCCGUUCAUUGGUUUACGAUCAUACGAUCAUUUGUUUUUGAUUUUAUAAGUUACCUAUGGCAAAUAGUGUUAACUGCUAUAUAGACUCCUUCAUUUUAGUUUUAAAUGCUUGUAACUCAAGAAUGACUCUGGUGACCCUGUUAUUUGUCAAUUGUGAUAAUCAUUGAUUU